UCAUGGUGUUUUGUGAGUGACACGAUUUUCUGUUUUUGUUUUACGUUUUAUUUAUAAUUUCGGGCCUAUUACUUCCAAAAGCAUCUCAUUGUAGUAUUCCUAACUGUUUACAAUCACAAUUAUGGUAAUUUGUGUGAGAAUUUAACCACAUACCAUUGCUAAGUAAGCCCUCAACAUUAUAAGGUUUACCUGCAGAAAGCCAAAUGUCGAUGAAGUACGGAAAUGAAAUAGGCGGCCUAGAAUUCUGCAUUGUGUGUGGAGACCGAGCAUCUGGCCGACACUAUGGAGCUAUCAGUUGUGAAGGAUGUAAAGGAUUCUUCAAGCGGUCUAUUCGCAAGAAGCUGGGCUACCAGUGUCGGGGGAGCAUGAACUGCGAAGUCACCAAGAACCACAGGAACCGGUGCCAGUACUGCCGUCUCCAGAAGUGCCUCGCCAGCGGCAUGAGGAGUGAUUCGGUUCAACACGAGAGGAAGCCGAUACUGGACAAGAAGAACGACGCCAGAGGGGCACAGGAUCGCAUGCGGAGAGAGGAUACGGUGUACUCUAAACUGUUGGAACAUAUGAAUCCAGCAGAUGAGUCAUCAGACGGGUUUGGUACUGUCUCCCCGACGCCUGCAUUCAACAUGGCCCUAGCUGCUGUACUCAAUAAGAAUAAUCCAGUGGCACCAUACCUGGCAGCGGGCAGUCAAGUGGACGAGGGUCGCAGACAGCUGAUGCUGCAGACACACCUCGCGCUCUUCCCCAACAUGGGACAAUUUGGUCAAAUCAACAAGUUUCUACAGACGGCGUACGGCGCGACGCCGGCGGAGGCCUCCCCCAUGCCCACGCUACACCCCUCUGACGCUCAGCCCUCUGAAGGCGAGGAAGCAGGCAUCCUGAGCUCAGCCGAAGCCCUGCAACUUCCGUUAUCUCUACCUGCAGGUUCGGGCGGGCCGCUCCGCCUGCACGCCGCAUGCGAGGCGGCCGCGCGCCUGCUCGGGGCCUCGGCACGGUGGAUGCUGGCUGUGCCCGCUGCGGCUGCGCUGCCGUUCGAGGUGCAAUCAGCUCUGCUGCGCAAGUGCUGGGCGGAGCUAGUGGUGCUGGGGCUGGCGCGGUGGAGCUCGGCGCUGGCGCUGCCGCCGCUGCUGGCGCACAUGGCGCACUCCCUGCAUCGCGAGCUGCGGGACCGCGCCGCGCCACACCGACCCCGAGACACGCCCGAGCCACAGGGGGAGACGAUCAGCGUGUCGGACUACAGCGACGCUCGCGUGUCGGAGGUGCUGGCGGGUCUGACGCGCCUGCAACAGUUCAUCGCGGCGGCGGAUGCGCUGCGCCUCACGGACCGCGACUACGCGCAUCUGCGGGCGCUCUGUCUGUUCUCGCCAGACGGCGCACCGGACUUCAUAACGCCCAAACUCCAAGAAUACCAGAACAAAGUGCUCCGUUCUCUCCGUAUAACAUGUCAGUCGAACGACGAACGAGUGGACACCCUACUGCUACAACUUCCAGUAUUGAGGACGUUCACUGGAUCGUUUAUUGAAGACGUCUUCUUCGUGGGAUUCGUUGGAGACGUCAAUGUGGAUGAGGUAGUGCCUUACUUGUUGAAAACUGAACGCUAAGAUCCUCAUGAUGAGGAAUAAGAUAAUAAAAACAACGCGUAUGGCAUUGAGACUUGACAUAUUAUUCUUGAUAAUUUUUUAAUGUUUAAAAAGUCUUUACUGAUAUUUUUAGUGGCAGCUUUGUUAAAACCACAUUCUACGGAACUAAAGAACAGUAACAGAGUAAAAAUGUAUGAGGCACUCAAAUUCAUAUCCUACUAAUAUUAUUUAAAAAUCUAAAAUGUGUCUCCCUAAAAAACUCUCUGUGUUCACACUUGAAUAGCUGAACAGCUGAGUGGUAUAGGCUAAAUCCUGGGAAAGGACUUGACAGGAUUUUUUUUUGCGAGGAAAAUAUACGGUUCCCGUGCGAACGAAUGUCUCAAUGAAGUAGCAGAACAUCUAGUAUUACGUAAGUCUUAAAAUAAGAAGCAACAGAAAACAGGUUUGCACACUAGAGUUAAAUUUAUAAGUUUUGAGAUAAGUAAGUAGCACAUUAUUAAUUAUAACAAAAAGCACAAAUGUAUUUUUAUUAUUAUAUUUUAGAGUUAUACAAAAAACAUUACAGAUUGCUAUAGGUAUCUAUUUAUAAAGAUUACUACAAUAAAACAAAUUAAGUAAUGUUUUUUUUUCAAAAUAACAGAUAAGGAAAAUUAUAAGAUGUUGAGGAUAUGGAGCUCAAGGUGGUGUUUUUUCAAAUUUGUUUGUUAGAAUUUUAAUUUUUAAGUAUAAGAUGUAAGAAAAUCGGUAAAAAUUGUCUUUAAUUGUAACUUAUUGUGGUGCAUUGGCAUAGUGCUUUCUAUUUUCCGUCCAUUCUAAAUGCAGGAAAAA
Aricia agestis (brown argus) is the source of this 2405-nucleotide messenger RNA. RefSeq names its product nuclear receptor subfamily 2 group C member 2-like (gene nhr). The coding region runs from base 204 to 1598 and encodes 464 amino acids. The transcript is spliced from 11 exons. Gene Ontology annotation, biological process: anatomical structure development; regulation of transcription by RNA polymerase II; cell differentiation. Gene Ontology annotation, molecular function: RNA polymerase II cis-regulatory region sequence-specific DNA binding; nuclear receptor activity; zinc ion binding. NCBI's taxonomy places the organism in Eukaryota, Metazoa, Arthropoda, Insecta, Lepidoptera, Lycaenidae. The record is from RefSeq and is a predicted model, not a curated record.